Clunio marinus is the source of this 204-nucleotide messenger RNA. The record is from the annotation of a GenBank genome assembly. Lineage: Eukaryota; Metazoa; Arthropoda; Insecta; Diptera; Chironomidae.
AUGGGAAUUGUAGAGAAGGAAGCUCAAUCAUUCACUGAGAUACGAACAAAAAGUUCUAGGACUCGACGUAUUUACUGUGACUUGUCACAAAGUCACAUCAAUCAUCAUUUAUUGGAUGAUAUUUUCUGUGGAUUAUCUAGCGCUUUUGCGCUUAGAAAAAGAUAUGCGUCGCUUAUUCUACCAGGAAAAUGUCAUCAUCCUUAA